This is a messenger RNA of Nilaparvata lugens (brown planthopper), 4064 nucleotides long. RefSeq lists its product as uncharacterized. The transcript has 4 exons. The coding region runs from base 371 to 2047 and encodes 558 amino acids. The record is from RefSeq and is a predicted model, not a curated record. Gene Ontology annotation, molecular function: peptidyl-prolyl cis-trans isomerase activity; zinc ion binding. Gene Ontology annotation, biological process: protein peptidyl-prolyl isomerization. Lineage: Eukaryota; Metazoa; Arthropoda; Insecta; Hemiptera; Delphacidae.
UUUUGAUUUUCGAAGCAACAACAGUCUGUCCGUCCGCCAUGCCAGAGUCGUCUACUGAAACAGUGAAUAUCAUGAUGUGGCAAGAAAGGAUGUAGAGUUUUAUAUAGGAAUUUAUUUUUAUUUUGCGUUCCCGUUUGCGAUUUUUCCAGUAUGUGAUUUGUUUACGGCAAGAUUGUGAAGUGACAUCUCCCAGUGCUCAAAGUACCUUGAUACGGUGACAAACCCGCGUUUGUUUUACAACGUAACAGCUCGUUCGCUACUACGUUGGGAGAUUACUUAAAUUACAAAUUAACAACUGCAAAUUGACGUUCAAGGUAGAGUUACAGUGUUGAAUUCUGAAAAUAAAAUUAAUACCUGUUAUAAUUACUCAAUGAUGGAGCCAGUCGCCAUGAAAGACCUGGAAGAACUGACAGUGUGUGGUUAUUGCAAGCAGAAGUUUAACGACGUGGAAAUGGUGCCAAAGCUGCUGAGCUGCAAGCACUACUUCUGCCUGAACUGCGUGCAGUCGAUGAUGAAGGGCCACGAGGUGUUCUGCGUCAACUGCUGGAAGCGCACCGAGCUGGCCGAGCAGGGCCCCGAGACACUGCAGACCUACAGCCCCAUCCUCACGCUGUGCAACAACUUUGCCACUAUCAAGAUAGGCGCCAACGGCCACGCCAAACCGCCCGACAAAGACAGAAAGUUGGUGCCGAGCGAAAACUGUCACACACAUGGUAUGCCACUAGCGUUAUGGUGUCACACGUGCUGUGCGGCCAUAUGUCGAGCGUGUGCCACACAGGCAGAACAUCCCAGUCACCAGAUCAAGUCGCAGAACGAAGCCAAGGAACAGUUAGCCUCUGAGGUGCAACUAGAACUGCUGGCAGUUGGAAAAAUGUUGGGGGAAGUACAGAGGCUAGCCAUGCAACAGCGCCAGUUCCUAUUGAAAGUAUUGGAGGCGUGCAUAACACUCAAGACACAUGUGGAGACUGACCUGCAGAACGGCUGGCUGCACAUGCCCGAGGUGAACGAAGCACGCGAAACACUGGCCAAGGCCCGAGUGGGACUCGCCCAUCUCGAGAACCCCGGCGAGGCUCAAGCACUCUUCACAUCACUAUCACUAGAGAAGCAGCGAUUACAGGCCAAGUACCAAGAAAUGUUCCUCCAGUGCCAGCUAGACGACCUUAUAGGCAAUUCAGGUGUGGUUUUUGACUUUGCUUUACUCAAACAGGCUGUAUCAAACAUACAUGCGCUGGAUUCCCCUGUGAAUCAGCCCGCGAAUAGGAACCAUGUGGCUGCGACUCACAACCCAAUCCUUUUCCUUGCCAACUAUUGCAUGUCGCAGCUGUACUCACGCCAUGUGCUGUCCAAACAGCAGCAACAACAACAGCAUCUGCAGCACAAUGGGACAGUGGAGUAUGUGGUGAAGCAGCAGCAGGUGUUGACACAGACACAGGCACCUCAGGUGCAGGCGCCUCCUCCGCAAUACGUGCAGGAGCCAAUGGGAGCCAUGGUGGCCGUGCAAACUGCGCCCCAACCACAAGUGGUCACCCUCAACGUGCGACCUCCCUCCAGUCAGUUCCUCUACUUUUUCAACAUCGACGUCAACGGAACUCCCCACGGCCGCAUGGUCAUCGAAACGCGGCCAGAUGCAGCACCCAAAAUGGCAAAGAAUUUCGCUGUCCUAACCACCGGCGAAAUGGGCUACUGCUACAAAGGCUGUGCCAUUUUCCAGUGCUGGGAAGGUGAGUCAGUCAUAACAGGCGAUUUCGAACUGAACAACGGUCGCGGAGGACGGUCUAUAUAUGAGGAAGGCUACUUCAUGCCUGAUGACACCAAGUUCCCAGCAGUAAGAGGUGCGGUCGGGAUGAGGCGCACUCAGAAGCGACACGACAACUUGGGCAUGGUUGGGUCACAGUUCCGUGUCAUACUUCAAGAAAUGCGCGGUUUCACCGCCAUAUUUGGACAUGUAGUUGAGGGCCUCGACCUAGUUGAAAAGAUUGCCACAUUCGGAGAUCAAACUGGAAAGCCAACCAAGACUGUAGUAAUAACUAAUUGCGGAAAGCUUUGAGCUGUUGUUGCUGCUACUGCUAUUCUAAUUCUAUUAUCUAGUAAACCGAAAAGAGACUACAAUCAUUCAAACAUGGAAAUGCUAAUCAUUUUUGCAUUCAUUAUUCUGUAGAGUGUUGACAAUAAUUUACUCUGAUUUAGAAAAUAAGCUGCAUGUAAUAUUGGCCAAUAUUAUUCAAGACACAAGUGGAGAUUGACUCAAAGCAUAUUGAUAUAAAUGACAUGAGUUUCUCAUAAAAAUGAAACUACAAACAUUGAACUGUAAUAAUAAAAACAGAGCUUUAUAUGAAUUUCUUGAAAUUGUACUAGUCAUGAAUUAAUAUUGAUAUUUAAUAUUAUAUUUGAUACAUGCAUUGAAUUCAGCACCCAACACACAUCACAUUUGACAUGCCAACACUCUACAGAAUAGAGCAUUUUUGCGUUUGGGAUUGUAUAAUAAUCGACCAAACUUGUAAAACAUUGUAGCUAUACAAAAUAUAUGUUAUACAAUGAAUGAAAAUUAUUGAACAAAAAUGUCAAUUUGUUGAAUAAUAUAUAUUAUAAUAUUAAUAUAUCUCUAUUUUAAACAGAUUAAAUUGUUUUUUCUCAGAUGCAUUUACAGAAAAAUAACGCUGAGAGGAAAUAAAUAAUAUUUCGUAUCAUAGAUAUUUUAAAAAUUAUAUUUUGAACGCUGAUGUAUUUUAAAUCGAUCAUUGAUCAAUAAAUUAUAUAAUUUAUCCAAUCGAAUUACUCAUUUACUGUAGAACCAAUCUUUUAUAUUAUUAUUAUUAUUGUUUCUCCCCAUAUUAUUAGUUCAUCAUAAUAUAAAAGUAUUAAAUAUAUUAUUUUCAUGAUAAGAAGUGAAUUUGAUUAAUGAAUUCAACUGGGAAUAAGGUUGUGUAUUUGAAAUAGCACUCUUAUUCAGUUUUGAACAUUGUAAAAUAUGCUAUCACUAAAUUAUUGUAAACAUAAAUGCAUAAUAUAUAUAUAAUACAUUAGCCUAUUAGAUAAAGCUGGUUCUGCUGCUUGUGUGUUAGAUUUAGAAGAAAGCGUUUUCUGGUAAAUCAAUGUUGCUGGUUAAAUGUUUAGUUUUGAGAGUUCGAAAUUGACCAUACCUGAAAGUUAGAGACCAGUUCUAUUAUUUCUCAGACCGAAAAAGUACAAGGCCUAAGCAAAGGAAUCCCACUUAGCUUUAGUACAAAAGAACCUAUAAAUGUGAAAUUAUUUUUCCAUGUAUGUAAAAUUUUCCCUGUAACACAUUUUCAUAAACUCUUCUGAAAAUUGAGAGUUUGUUAGAUUUUUUGUAAACGUGGCAUUAUUCGUAAAAUAUACAUAUUUUAAUUGAAAUUAAAAUAGACGGACAAACGGGAAAUUGUGAAAAUAUUUUUCAACUAAAUUGGAUCCUUUUUUAAGGUUCAAUUCUAUUUUUUUAAAACGACAAAGAGAACCACCGAAGUACAAUGAGUAGUUCGGGUAUUACGAGAGCCCUCCUUUAUGUAUUCCACAUUAUUAUCUGUAGAACUUGAGGUCGAUUUUUUCAUCAUCAUCGGAGCUUGAAUGUAUAAUCUUUCUAUUUACUCUCUGAUUGAUAGGAUCUGUACUGUAUCAAUUCUCAAAUAUAUAUUAUGUAGGUAUAACAAAAAAGCGAGAACAAGGUAAACAAUGUAUUUUUGUUCUGUUUUCAACGAUCGUAUACUGUUACCAAAUGCCAAUGCCCCCGAAACAGAUUGAACUUGCUGACGUACGCGUAUUUGUGAGGCCUGAAGAAUGAUUAUUAUUAUUAUUAUUACUAUCAUCAUAUUAUAAUCGAAAAGUCUUGUGUAAUUAUAAGUUUAAGAUUAAACAAAAUUAUAUUCAAAGCGGUCAUUAUUAUUAUUAUUACAAUAACGUACAGUCAUUAAAUGACACAUAAUAAUAUAUACAUAUAUAUUUUAUGCUACAAUCAUCGAUAGAAUCUCUGCAGAGGUGAAUGAAAAAUGAAAUCAAAAUAGAAAAACUUCAAAAUCCAAAAUAUUUUGUUGAAUACCAUAUUGAAACUA